Messenger RNA from Astrephomene gubernaculifera, 776 nucleotides. The record is from the annotation of a GenBank genome assembly. NCBI's taxonomy places the organism in Eukaryota, Viridiplantae, Chlorophyta, Chlorophyceae, Chlamydomonadales, Astrephomenaceae.
CAUGCAAUUUACAUAGCCUGUCAAUCUGAAUGCUGUUCUGUGUUAGCGGCGAGCGUAGGCCAGCCUUGACGCGACCCAUCCAUUCGUCGGGAACUCCUGCCUGCCUUACCUACACCCAAUGCAGACACGAACCAUAUGCAGCAUUUAAACUGAACUGGGUCACUGAAUGCCGGGACGCUAGGAAUCCAACUGUCACAGCGGCUUGCUCGCAUGCCACAUCACCAUUCGGCCAAUCCGCAGCUGCAGUUGCCGUCCUCCCCCAUUACCAUCCCGCCCGGCGCCUUAUCAUCACCUGUGCUGGACCACGACUCGACGGCCGUGAAAGCUUUGACAACAGUCAUGCGGGUACCGGUAGCGUAUUCAGUUACGCGACGCAGCUCUACAACGGCACUCAACCGCUGCACAUCGAGGGCAUCCCGCACAGCUACGCAUGGGUGCCGUUCCGGGGGGCCCUCUACCUGCCGCUGUGGCUGCCCAACGGCCACCACGAGUGGUGGCGGCUGCGACGGGUGCCCAAACCGGUGCCCAGGGAGGUGAUGGUGGGACCCUGGACCGCAGCGGAGGGGGCGGCGGAGGAUGCGGCGGAGGGUGACAGUAACGUCCUCCAAUCCUCAGGGACGGACCAACCCACCAGCAGCAGCAGCAGCAGCAGCAGCAGCAUGGGGCAGUUCACAGCUGCAUCCAUUCGGACUGCGGAAACUGCAUCGGCAGCGGCGACCGUUGCUGUUGACACUGGCAUGGUGUUCGCACGUGCGGCAGCAGCAGCGGCAGUGGGG